This is a messenger RNA of Aegilops tauschii subsp. strangulata, 6459 nucleotides long. Its product is annotated as ribonuclease TUDOR 1. Gene Ontology annotation, cellular component: nucleus; cytosol; RNAi effector complex. Gene Ontology annotation, molecular function: RNA binding; ADP binding; nuclease activity. NCBI's taxonomy places the organism in Eukaryota, Viridiplantae, Streptophyta, Magnoliopsida, Poales, Poaceae. The record is from RefSeq and is a predicted model, not a curated record. Gene Ontology annotation, biological process: regulatory ncRNA-mediated gene silencing; mRNA catabolic process.
GUGUGCCUUGUGGGUAGUCUUACCGCUAGAGAACCCGUUGACUAGUUUUCCCGAGCUCGGAUCUCCGAUUAUCGCCGCAUCCUUGCCUCCAUGGCGGAGAUGAGUUCUUCGCUGGCAGUCACGGGCGCCGCCAUGGAUGCUCCGGUGAGUUCUUCGGUGGCCGAGAUGGGCGCCAUGAAUGCUCCAGUGAGUUCUUCCCUUGGGGUCAUGGGCCCUCUUCUCAAGAAGAUAGAUUCGCUGCUGCCUCUGGAUUACCGGCUGCGAGGGCCACUCAAGGACAGAGUCGCGCUCCUCAAAGUAGAUCUGGAAGAAAUCAGCGUCGCCCUUGUGGAGCAGUCAAUGGUAGAUUUCCCCAAUGAAAUGGCAAAAUACUGGAUGAAUGAGGUGCGUGAACUUUGCUAUGACAUCGAGGAUUUCAUCGACGACAUGAUGUUGACGCACGCCGAUGCCAAGAUGAGGUCGGUGCAGAGCUUCAAGGUUGGCCGUGUCAAGAUCCCUUGGCUUCCCAAGACGGUGAGGCCGUGCACGAGGGCCGCCAGGAUCGCAGAACUCAGGGCCCUGGUGCGGGAGGCGAUUGAGCGACAUGGAAGGUAUCUUGAUGGUUGCACCUCGAGUUCUAGAUCUCUGUUCACUGUGUACGGCCAUAUUCCAUUGAUGUAUGCAGAGGCUGCAAACUACCUUGUUGGCGUCGAUGACACCAAGACAAAGCUUAUCAAGUGGAUUACCGACGAGGAGCAGCAUCCAGCAGAGACUACAAACUACCUUGUUGGUGUCAAUGACGUGAAGAUAAAGCUUAUCAAGUGGCUCACCGAUGAGAAUGAACAGCAGCUGAAAAUGGUGGUCAUAACUGGACAUGCAGGGGUUGGCAAGACCACACUUGCAAAACAGCUGUACCGUGAAGUUGGGCAGCAAUUCGAGUGUCGUGCUUUCGUGCGGGCAUCUCGGAAACCUGACAUGAGAAGACUGCUUGAGGGCAUCCUCUCUCAAGUUCAGCAGCAUCGAUGCCCCUCUAAUUCCUACACAGUGCAAAACCUUAUUGACAAUCUCAUCAAACAUCUCCAGAAUAAGAGGUAUGUUAUUGUAAUUGAUGAUUUGUGGGAAACAAUAUCAUGGGAUAUUGUUGCCAGUGCUUUUCCGGAAGGUAAUAACUGCAGUAGAAUAAUAACCACCACAGAAAUUGAGGGAGUAGCUCUGGAAUGCUGUGAUUAUCAAUCUGAUAAUAUUCUGAAGAUGAAACCUCUUGGCAGGGAGGACUCUGGGAAACUGUUACUCAACCUGGUUUUCGGUCCUGAAUGUCUGUGCCCUGAACAGUUAAAGGGGGCUUUUGACAUAAUCAUAAAAAAAUGUGCUGGUUUGCCACUAGCAACCAUUUGUGUAUCCGGUCUUUUAACAACCCAACCGGACAACCCUAAGCUAUGGCAGCAUGUGCAGGAAUUUUUAUGUUCCAAUUUGAGUACUGAUUCUACUUUGGAAGAGAGACUGCAGGAAAUACUAAAGCUUAGUUACAAUAGUCUUCCUCACUAUUUGAAGACAUGCUUGAUGUACCUUAGUAUGUAUCCAGAGGGUUACACAAUGCAGAAGUUUGAUUUGGUUAAGCAAUGGACAGCCGAAGGUUUCAUCUGUGCAAUAGAAGGAACAGACACAUGGGAAGAGGUCGCAGAUAGCUAUUUUGAAGAGCUUGUCAACAGGGGAAUGAUCCAACCCGUGGAUAUCAACUACAAUGGUGAGGUGUUAUCCUGCACACUACACCACGUUGUUCAUGAUCUUAUUACACUCGAGUCCACUGAAGAGAGAUUUAUCACUGCAUUAGAUUACUCACAGACCAUCAGAGGACAUUAUAGCAAGGCUCGUCGGCUAUCGUUCCACUUCAGCAAUCCCAGAUAUGCAAAGAAACCAACUGGUCUAACACUGUCAAAAGUCCGAUCAAUUGGCUUUUUUGGAAUCCUCAAGUGUCUGCCUACAAUUGUGGGACUUAAGCAUCUCCAAGUUCUAAUCCUGGAGUUUUGGGGUGAUCAACAGGGGAUCAAUUGUUUUGACCUCACAGGAAUUUGCAGAUUGUUUCAGCUGAGAUAUUUGAAGAUCUCCUGCGAUGCCAGUGUAGAAGUAGAAUUACCAACCCAGAUGCAUAUGCUGCGAUACUUGGAAACAGUGAUAAUUGAUGCAGCAGUGUCUGCAGUUCCAUCAGAUAUUAUUCAUGUCCCGGGGUUGUUGCAUCUUUCUCUUGGAGAUAAGACAGAUCUACCUGAUGAGAUUGGCCACAUCAGAUCUCUGCGUACACUACAUUGCUUCGACCUUAGCAGUAACUCUGAAGACAAUGUAUUGAGCCUUGGUGACUUGAUGAACCUGCAGGAUCUUAACCUCACUUACUGUACAGAGGAGUCAGAUGAACAUCUGAAGAGAAACCUGACAGCUCUAGCCUCUUCUCUUGGGAAACUUGUGAACCUCAAAUCUGUCUCUCUGGCUCCUGGUGUUUCACGAACGGUAAUCUACCAUGAUGUGUGUAGCAGCAUGUCCUCUCUUCCCUCCUUUCUUCAGAGACUUGAGUUGCUCCCCCCCAUUUGCAUCUUCUCCAGGCUUCCACGGUGCAUUGGGCAACUCCGCAAACUCUGUAUUCUGACAGUUGUUGUUAGCGAGCUGCUGAUGGAAGAUAUGGAUAUACUGACAGGAUUGCCUGCCCUAACUAUUUUCUCACUGUAUGUCCUGCAACCCACGGCAGAAAGUAUCAUCUUCAAAAAAGGGGCAUUCCUAGGUCUAAAGUGUUUCAAGUAUACAUGUGGUGUACUGUCCCUCGCCUUUCAGGAGGAAGCAUUUCCCAAUCUUCAGAGGCUUGAGCUAAGUUUCAAUGCUCAUAAAGGUGAACAGUAUUAUAAUUUGCUUUCAGGCAUUGACUACCUAUUAAACCUCAAGGAAACUGCUGGAACGAUUGGGGCAGCCACAGGUGCUGAAGAACAUGACAUGAGGGUUGCAGAGUCUGCUUUAAGAGAUGCCAUUCGCAAGCAUCCAAGGUUUCCUAGUUAUGACAACGUAAAAAGGGUAGAUUGGGUUCAUGAAGAAUACCAGCUUAGGACCCAAGCGAAAGACUCGCCAAGCGAAAAACAUGAAACACUGCAAAAACAACAUGGAAGAAAAGAGGGAGACUCGUUACAUGAACAGCCUAGAAUCUUACUGAAAGAAAGUGGGGGGGAAACAAAGCAAUGUGCCGAUAGCUGGAUUUCUCAUUUUCCGCCCCCUGAAUCAAUUAUCUCCGAUCAAAUGAAGUCAGCCGGUGUCAUGGCAUCGAAAGCUUCGGGAUGGCUAAGGGGUAAGGUGAAGGCUGUGACUUCUGGGGAUUGCCUUCUCAUCAUGGGGAGCACGAAAGCAGAGAUCCCACAAGAGAAGUCCAUCACUCUGUCACACCUUAUGGCCCCAAGGCUGGCUCGUCGUGGUGGAGUGGAUGAGCCAUUUGCUUGGGAAAGCAGGGAGUUUCUGAGGAAACACUGCAUAGGAAAGGAGGUCACAUUCAGAUUGGAUUACACAGCUCCUAACAUUGGACGGGAAUUUGGUACCGUCUACUUUGGCGACAAGAAUGUUGCCUACUUGGUAGUUGCUACAGGAUGGGCAAAGGUAAAGGAGCAAGGCCCCAAGGGGGGUGAACAACUCCCAUAUGUUGCUGAGCUGCAACGGUUGGAGGAAGUUGCUAAGCAACACGGUUUAGGUCGUUGGAGCAAGGAACCUGGUGCUGCUGAAGAAUCGAUAAGAGAUAUUCCACCAUCAGCAAUUGGUGAAUUAAGUGGUUUUGAUGCAAAAGGUUUUGCAGUUGCAAAUAAAGGCAAGAGUCUGGAAGCCAUUGUCGAACAAGUUCGUGAUGGCAGUACUGUUCGUGUUUACUUGCAUCCAAGUUUCCAAUUUGUCCAGAUAUAUGUCGCGGGAGCACAGGCUCCGUCCAUGGGGAGACGCCUUGCCAAAUCAGAAGGCACUGCCGACGACACCACAAAUGUUGACGAUUCUGGGGAAGCUCCUGCACCGCUGACAACAGCACAAAGACUUGCUGCAUCGACAGUCUCUACUGAAGUUCCACCAGAUAGGUUUGGAAGAGAAGCUAAGCAUUUCACAGAGACUCAAGUUCUGAACAGAGAUGUGCGGGUUGUGGUGGAGGGCACAGACAGUUUUAAUAAUAUAAUUGGUUCGGUGUAUUACCCUGAUGGUGACACUGCUAAGGACCUGUCCCUUGAGCUUGUUAAAAAUGGUCUUGCGAAAUAUGUGGAGUGGAGUGCGAACAUGCUAGAUGUUGAAGUCAAAAUAAAGCUGAAGAAUGCUGAACGUCAGGCAAAAAAGGAACAACUGCGAAUUUGGACUGGAUUUAAGCCACCAGUGACAAAUUCAAAGCCAAUCCAUGAUCAGAAAUUCACUGGAAAAGUGGUAGAAGUUGUGAGUGGAGAUUGUAUUAUUGUUGCUGAUGAUGCUGCUCCUUAUGGAAGUCCUUCAGCAGAAUGGCAGGUUAAUCUUUCAAGUAUUAGAGCUCCUAAGCUAGGCAAUCCUCGCAGAGAGGACAACAAGCCCGACAAAUUUGCUCGUGAAUCUAAGGAAUUCUUGCGCACACGGUUGAUUGGCAAACAGGUGACCGUGGAAAUGGAAUAUUCUGGAAGGAUCAGCACCAUGGAUGGACAGAAUGCUGUGCCUGUAAUGAACUCGGCUGAUACCAGAGUUUUGGAUUAUGGUUCAGUUUUUCUAGGUUCGCCAUCACCAGCGGACGGAGAUGACACAUCUUCUGUUCCAAGCACAGGCACCCAGCCUAAAAUUAAUGUUGCUGAGCUUUUGCUCUCACGGGGCUUUGCUGAGAUAUCAAAACACCGUGACUACGAGGAAAGAUCACAUUAUUUUGAUGCUCUAUUAGCGGCUCACUCACGUGCUGAGAAAGCAAAGAAAGGAAUUCACUCUGACAAACUUCCUCCUGUGAUGCAUAUAACAGAUUUUACAAUGGUUAAUUCUAAGAAGGCCAAAGAUUUCCUUCCCUUCCUGCAGCGGAAUAGAAGGCAUACUGCUGUUGUUGAAUAUGUUUUCAGUGGUCAUCGUUUCAAACUAACAAUUCCGAAGGAGACUUGCAGCAUCGCUUUUUCAUUGUCUGGUGUUAGGUGCCCUGGUAAAGAUGAGCCCUACUCAAGCGAAGCUAUUGCUUUGAUGAGGAGGAUGAUUCUACAGCGUGAUGUGGAGAUUGAGGUUGAAACAGUUGAUAGAACUGGAACAUUCAUAGGUUCCUUGUGGGAGUCUAAGACCAACGUGGGUUCUGUUCUUUUAGAGUCUGGCUUGGCCAAGCUUAGUUCAUUUAGCUUGGAUAGGAUUCCAGAUGCUCAUGUCCUCACAAGAGCUGAAAAGUCAGCAAAGCAGCAGAAACUUAAGAUAUGGGAGAACUACGCCGAGGGUGAAAAAGUUUCGAACGUGUCCGCUUCUGAAUCCAAUGAACAGGAAAUUCUCAAGGUUGUUGCUACUGAAGUUCUUGGUGGUGGAAAGUUCUAUGCCCAGGCAGUAGGUGACCAGAGAGUAUCUUCCAUCCAACAACAGCUUGCAUCGUUGAAAUUUAAAGAGGCACCAGUCAUUGGUGCUUUUAAUCCUGUGAAGGGAGAGAUGGUUCUUGCUCAGUUUAACCUCGACAACUCCUGGAAUAGAGCCAUGAUUGUUAAUGGACCCCGAGCUGUAGAUUCUGUAGAUGACCAGUUUGAAGUAUUCUACAUUGACUUUGGUAACCAAGAAGUGGUUCCUUACAAUCGCAUACGACCUGCGGACCCAUCAGUAUCCUCCUCUCCUCCUCUUGCUCAGCUGUGCAGCCUUGCCUUAAUAAAAGUGCCUGGUCUGGAAGAUGAUUAUGGUCAGGAAGCAGCAGAGUAUCUUAGCGAAUGUUUGCUAAGCAGUUCAAAACAAUACCGGGCAAUGAUCGAAGAGCGCGACACUUCCGGUGGAAAAGUAACGAGACAAGGCACUGGAACUGUUCUCAUUGUGACUCUUGUUGACCCAGAGACAGAAUCCAGCAUCAGUGCUGCCAUGCUUGAGGAAGGGCUUGCUCGACUUGAAAGGAGCAAGAGAUGGGACACCAAGGAGAGGAAGAAGGCUCUUGAGAAUCUGGAACAGUUCCAGGAGAAAGCGAAGAAGGAAAGGCUGCGGCUGUGGCAGUAUGGAGACGUCGAAUCCGAUGAGGAUGAGCAAGCUCCAGGUGGAAGGAAACACACAUUGUGUCGGUAGAUGGGAGUAGGCCGCUAAAGACAGCGUGGCAUGUUCAAUUGGUCAUGGUUUAGCUUUGAAGUUUUGGACGCCGUGAGUUUAUAUGGAAACCAGUGAGAGGACUCUAUUUAUGCAAUUAGAACAGAACUAUACAUUGUUUUUCCCCGAAGCACAAUAAGGCCGUGUCCAGGUGGACUGCAUUUUGUAGAGAUAGAACAUAUAAUGUCGAGAAUUGCAGUCAAUGGAAAUUCAGGAUUGGUACUUAAA